CCAACCGUGUUCAUCAUGGAGUCCUCAAGUUAUGUAACAUAUUCAUCACAAAGGACAACGACAUCAGGUGAUUUUGGAUUAGGAAAAUUGCUAGAUGCAGAAGGCCUUGCUUCCUCGGUAUCUGGCACACCAAACGACAUGUGCCCUGAGCUCCUUGCCGGCAUACCCUAUGGCUAUAAAUCUGAUAUAUGGUCGCUUGGAUACUGUAUGUUUGACAUUGCUGCACAUCAACCCCCGUUUAAAGCUUCUGACAAAACUGGACUUAUCAACAAAAUAAACCGGGGUUUGUUCUCACCACUUCCGAUUAUAUACUCCUCCACCUUGAAACAGAUAAUAAAAAUCAUGCUAAGGAAAACUCCAGAACACCGACCUACAGCUGCCGAGCUAUUGAGACAUCAACAUUUGCAACCAUACCUCCUCUUGUGUCACAACCCUUCAUCUGCGUUUCUUCCUGUGAAGUCCCCAAGCAGAACGAAAGAGAAAACACGACCAUCACCUGGAAAAUCUAUCAGUCCGAGAGGUAGCAGAGACAGACAGUUGAAGCUAAAAGAGAAGAGAACUGUCCUUUACUUUGACGAAAGUGAUAACAUUCAGCCAAGAAACUUAUCUGACAAUUAUAACACGUUCCAAGCCAAACUUGACACUAAGAGAGUCGAUCCAACAAGCUACUCGGUUAGGAUCUCUCAAGAUAGUGAGGAUUCUAAAAGUGGGGAGAUGAGUGAGGCAGCUGUUUGCAAUGGAUAUGAUCAACAGGAGACUAUCUCACAAACAGAUUUAUGAUCACUCCAAGCUCGUCAAGUUCAAGGGAAAAAACAUG
Messenger RNA from Capsicum annuum, 817 nucleotides. RefSeq names its product serine/threonine-protein kinase Nek6-like. Bases 16 to 780 code for a protein of 254 amino acids. The transcript has 8 exons. Gene Ontology annotation, molecular function: ATP binding; protein kinase activity. Lineage: Eukaryota; Viridiplantae; Streptophyta; Magnoliopsida; Solanales; Solanaceae. Gene Ontology annotation, biological process: protein phosphorylation. The record is from RefSeq and is a predicted model, not a curated record.